AUGAGUACAUCAAAUCAGUUUAAUGCACCAUCAAGGAUAGUUUAUUUAGGUUCUAUUCCUUAUGAUCAGACAGAACAACAGAUUUUGGAUUUGUGUAGUAACGUUGGACCUGUAAUGAACAUGAAAAUGAUGUUUGAUUCUACAACAGGGAAAUCUAAAGGUUAUGCAUUUAUUGAAUUUAAAGAUUUAGAAUCUAGUGCAUCUGCGAUUAGAAAUCUAAAUGGUUAUCAAUUAGGUAAUAGAUUCUUAAAGUGCGGAUACGCAAGUAACAACGAUAUAUCUAAUUCUAAUUCUAAUUCCAAUGCCAAUAAUAGUAAUAAUAAUAACAAUAGCACAAAUGACAAUAAAAAUAACAAUAACAAUAACAACAAUAGUAAUAAUAAUGAUAACAGUAUAGGUAGCGAAAAUAGUGAUAAUUCAACCAAAUCAAUGAUAUUCUCAAAUUUACCACAAGGCAUAGACGUUAACAUUAAUAUGACAACCCCUGCUAUGAUGAUAUCAAGCGAAUUAUCCAAAUAUGAUAAAACUAAACAGUUAACACUUUUGAAGAAAUUACAGGAUUUAUGUAAGAAGGAACCUGAAUGGUCAUUACAACUGUUGAAUGAAUAUCCACAAUUGACUUACGUGAUUGCCGAAUUAUUAUUGACUAAUGGGAUAUGUCAGGUUGAUGAUCUAACACAAUUAGCCAAACCUAAAACAGAUAAUAUGAAUUCUCAUAAUACCACUAUUAAUGGUAACAACACAGAUAGUAUUAUAUCAAAAACAAAUGAAGAUAAAUUAUCAUCUGAUCCAGAACAACUACUAAGACAAAAAGAAUUGCUGAGACAGGUUCUACAGUUGACUGAUAGUGAUAUUAGUAUAUUACCAGAUAAUGAAAAGUCAAUCCUGUGGGAUUUAAAACAAAAAAUGAUGAAAGGUGAAUUUGGUAUUAUAUAA
Messenger RNA from Arxiozyma heterogenica, 936 nucleotides. It is a transcript of the gene RNA15, whose product is annotated as Rna15p. The record is from RefSeq and is a predicted model, not a curated record. Gene Ontology annotation, biological process: mRNA 3'-end processing. NCBI's taxonomy places the organism in Eukaryota, Fungi, Ascomycota, Saccharomycetes, Saccharomycetales, Saccharomycetaceae. Gene Ontology annotation, molecular function: mRNA binding. Gene Ontology annotation, cellular component: mRNA cleavage and polyadenylation specificity factor complex. The coding region runs from base 1 to 936 and encodes 311 amino acids. The transcript has a single exon.